Drosophila kikkawai is the source of this 1086-nucleotide messenger RNA. Lineage: Eukaryota; Metazoa; Arthropoda; Insecta; Diptera; Drosophilidae. The record is from RefSeq and is a predicted model, not a curated record.
AUGAAAGUGAUUCAGAUUAAUCUGAAUCACUGCGCGGCAGCGCAAGACCUGCUGUCGCAGACGGUCCGGGAACACGGAACCGAUCUCGCAGUGCUAAGCGAGCCGUACAGAGGUGGUCGCAACCACAACUGGGCCGUGGAUAGUUCCGGCAAGGCGGCCUUGUGGGUUUGCGGAACCGCGUCACUGCGUCUGGAAAACGUUCACGCGGACAAUGGCUUCGUGCGUGCCAAAGCUGGAGGCUGGUGGGUCUACAGCACAUACCUAGCCCCUAGCCUCACGCUAGCAGAGUUUGCUGCCAUCCUGGACAGGCUUGCUGCUGAUGCAAGAGGCCGCUCUCCGACACUGCUUGCUGGAGAUUUCAACGCCUGGGCGGUCGACUGGGGCAGCGUUACCACAAACGCCCGUGGCAGAACUCUCCUAGAAGCGCUCUCAACGCUAGAUGUGGCCUUACUCAACGUAGGGCAGGAGCACACGUUUAGCAGGGCGGGAGCAGGAUCGGUGGUGGACCUCACCUUCGCCAGUCGCUCGAGAGCUGGGCAGUGCAGGUGGAUACUUAGCGGGCACGCUCCCUCCACCUCCCCCGCGCAGCAGCGCAAAAGCUUUAAGGCCGACUUGCUCGACACCCAAGCCUUUGCACUAAGGAUGCAGAGUGUGGAAGCGUCAGGCGACUCCGAUGUCAUGGCCAGUUCGGUGAUGGGUCAGGUGCUAUCGGCCUGUGAGGAGUGCAUUCCAUCCAGGUCCGCCCACUCUAGGCACCGCGCCUCCGUGUACUGGUGGAACCAGGAGAUAGCAGAGGCACGAAUGGAAUGCGUGAGAGCCAGGCGACUUUACCAACGGUCGCGCGGAUCCCAGUCACACCUGGUAAAGCGCGAGGCAUACCAUCGGUGCAGAAGAGCCCUCAAGGCGGCAAUAAAGGGCAGCAAGAGAAAAUGCUUUCUGGAGCUGUGCGAGGCAGCGGACCGAGACCCGUGGGGGGAACGCUUACAAAUUAAUUGUAAAGAAAGUCGGCAGAGCGAACAACUGCGCCCCACUGGACGCGGAAAGCCUCGGGAAGAUAGUUGCGCACCUAUUCCCCAGGAUGUCUAA